AAAAUAAAUAUAAAAAGGAAAGAAAAAUAAAGAAAAUAAAGAAAUGAAAAGAACAGAAAAAGAAAAGUCAAGAAAAAACCAAACCCCCCUCUAGGUGGCGCCCUAUGCAUCCACCUGUGUCACCUGUAGGAAGAUCCACCUCUUCCCAGUGACAAAUCUUCACACUGCCUUAAAACAGCUCUAAUGUUGUUAGAAACAUUAAAUCAUGUUCUCAGAACAGUCUGACCAAUAGCUGCCAGGUUUUAACAUCCGCAGGUCGAGGAUGUUGGCAAACACAGGAAGUCUGUUGACUAAUGUUCAGGGCAACAACAGUGAACCUCAAGUGUACCUCUUCACACUGAACAGAUUUGCACACAGGAUGGCUGGAUGUGCUGCGAGGCUGCUGCUGCUGUUAUCUUUGAUCACAACAGGUGUAAUUGGAGAUGAUGGUCUGAUAUGUGCUGAACGAGUUUAUGAUAUUACAUUCCCAUGUGAGGACAAUUUAGUCUGCUUUUAUAUAUGGCAGCUCAGCACAAGCCAGAGCAGUGAUCACAUUGCUAUAGUCAGUAAUGGAGAGAUCCAGACUGCUGCAUCAGAGGACCAGGGCUCUAAAUGCACUCUGCAAAUCACAGAUCUAACAGCGGAGGAUGUCGGACAUUAUCGCUGCCAACAAAGGCCAGACGUCUUCUCUUCUGACAUCACCCCCACAGCCAUGCCAGAGUUAAACCUCAUGCCUGGUAAAACAGUGUCCCUGCAGUGUAUUCUCCUCUCCUACGUAGAGGACGGACAGUGCCAAACACCGCUACACCAGGUCAGCCUGACGUGGGUGGAUGAAGCUGGCACUGAAAUACAAGAGAACUCACAACAUCAGAUAAGAAAGGAUUCUUCUUGUGCUGUCACUCUGACUGUCACCCUUAAAAGUCCCAAAAACAAGAAGUUUAGGUGCCAGGCGACUGUGGACGACGAAGUCCAGACUUCAGUGGAGUUGCGGGUCCGAGUCCCAGCUCUCAAAGGGAGGGGAAGAGGACUCUUCAUAGAGCUGGAACCAGAAGAUCAAGGUGGCAACCAGGACACGAUCGGCGUGGCUGUGGGGGUGGUGGGAUGUCUGGUUUUGACAGUGCUGGUUGCAUUGUUUGCUGUGAACAGAAGAAGAACAAGCAGCCAGCUGCCGGAUGAGUCUUGUUACACCAUCAGUACCAACAAUAUUAUGAGCGAAGAGGACGUGAUCUACGCUGACAUUAUUCUACCCGUGGCUCCUGACAGAGUGUGGGUCCAUGAGUCCACUGAAUACGCCUGUGUCCUAUACAAAUAGACUGCUAUCCAAAAUAUAACCUGCAGCUUAUGCUUUCUUUAUCUGUGAGCUCCAACUGUGUGUUUUAAUACUGUGAUUUGCUCCACACCAUCCCUGCACUGUAACUAUAGUUUGUAGGCUGCUUAAAUCAAGAACCUAACAGACAUUUUGCCCUUUGACUCGCCAUUUUGUAUUUUAACUGUAGAGACAUGUUACAUUAAUUUGAAUAGUCUACCUCAUUAUGUUUUACUUCUCCUUUAUAGAUAUUUCAACAAUGUAUUUCCUCUCUACCAGAGGAUGUAUUCACUGAAGUUUGUGGGGUUUGUUAUUUUCUUUGCAAAACUGUGUUCAGGUCUAUA
Molecule: messenger RNA, 1629 nt
Organism: Epinephelus lanceolatus (giant grouper)
Lineage: Eukaryota; Metazoa; Chordata; Actinopteri; Perciformes; Serranidae
Biological process (GO): T cell activation; interleukin-15-mediated signaling pathway; positive regulation of ERK1 and ERK2 cascade
Cellular component (GO): membrane raft; external side of plasma membrane
Molecular function (GO): protein tyrosine kinase binding; MHC class II protein binding
Source: RefSeq, a predicted model, not a curated record